Molecule: messenger RNA, 2238 nt
Organism: Lachancea nothofagi CBS 11611
Lineage: Eukaryota; Fungi; Ascomycota; Saccharomycetes; Saccharomycetales; Saccharomycetaceae
Source: the annotation of a GenBank genome assembly
AUGGCUCAAUUGGACUCAGAAGCAGGAUAUGAGCUUCGGAAUAUAACCGAGCAGCUGGACGGUAUAUUGUCCGAUCCAGAUACGAUUUUGGCGAGCAUCGAAAAUGAUCCAAAACUCACGUUUCCCAGUGAAGUGAGUAGCCCUGAAUCGGGUGACGUGCAGGCACUUCUGGCGCGAGAAGCACAACUGAGCAAACAGCUCCUGAUUUAUCGUGAACUAGACUUGAUCUCGGAACUACUGGAAGAAGUAAAGUUGAACUUCCAACUUUGGGAACUCGAAAACUGUUUUUACUCUUUGCAAAACAUUCGCAAAAAGUUGGACCAAGUGGACCUUUCUAAACUCCCGAUGCAAUUUCAGGAAUCACUGAAGCUACAUAUCGACGAGUUUCAUCUCAAUCUGGUUUCUCAUUGCGAUUCCGCCAUGCGUCAGUUUUGGAAAAUAGGUGCUGGAUUCAUAUCUUUCAACCGCACUAUCACAGUAGGAGAAGAGCAGCUUGAGCUGGAAUAUACCCAGUUCAAACAGUUUUUGAAAGCCUGUUUUUUCUCGGAGGGCCGCUUUGAACCGAACAUUUGGUUUAUCUCGUCGCUCAACAUGAGCGAUGUUAAAGAAACUCUUAUUAAGCAGCUUUCAAAAAUUCAUAAUGACUAUUGCGAGCUACAAGUGGUACAGGGAAAGUUGAAGUCAUUUUUGUUCUCGUCUAAUGUCUGUCUAAAAAUAAAAGACAACGAUACGCUGGAAACUAUAUCUGAGCGUUGUAAUCUGCAUGAAAUCAUCAAUAGCUUUGGAGCAGUUGUAGAAUUUCUUUCUGAAACUGUUACUACCGCUGACGCGGGCAUUAUAUUGUCUCGCUUAGGGAAUACUAUUGUUGUAGAGAUAAUCAAGUUUUUCAAGCAAAACUCUAACCAAUUACUAGCAGCUGAAAGCCAGCAUAAGGAUGAACUGUUAGUGUUAAAUGAGAAGCUGAAACUGCUGUCCGAAAAAGUAGGCGAUAAAUGGCUAUACUAUGGUAGGGAAUUUGACACACUAUUGAAUGACGACUCUGUGAUCAACAAUCUUAAACUGGAUAAAAUAUUGCAGGUGCAGAACACUAGAAUAAGAGAGGCUUUCAAAAGCGCAGAUUGGCAAACCACCAAAGUUAUCACGAACUUUUUGCAAGAUAAAGUGUCCGCAAAUUCUGCUCAGCCGGAAAUGCCAAAGGAGGUAGAAGAAAAUCAAAAUUUGGAGGAUGAAUGGGGUUGGGGCCACGACGACGCAACAAUAGACCACCAUGAUGAAGAAGAAAAUAACGGAUGGGAUGACGAAAUUGAGCUAGCAUUAGAGACCAAUGCGGCGGAGCAGACACCCGCAAAAUCCAAGCUAGCCACUCAAGUCGAGGGCAGUGACGAUUGGCAACAUGCCUGGGAUGAAUCCAUCAGCGUUAGUGAAGAUUCUAAUGCAAAAGUAACAAUAACACAAAUACCGGCUCUAUGUCUCCAGAUGUUGUCGGACUUCGAGCUUGGAUGUGACGAGAUAGGCAGAGCAAAGAUUGAGUCCAUUUUAGACUACAAGCUGAACCUUUUACUUACAUCUUUUAUGGCCAUGUGCAUGUGCAAGUACAAAGACUGGUGGCAGCUUUAUCAUGACGUGGAGUAUAUCGUUGCAGAAUAUCCGAAUAAACGGAAGGUCUUCCGGCUCCAAGAACUGAACUCACACUUUGUUAGGGCACAUGUGGAGAACCUGAAGAAAACAAUGAAGACGUUGAUGAAUCGUCAAUUCAAAAGUUUCUUAGAACACGAUAAAAACCCCAACUGGACUGUUACGAUCGAGUCCCUUCUGCCCUACGUUGAGGGCGUAGCUCUCCCAGCCAUAUUCAAGCUCCACAACCCCCGAAUUUUGAGCGAGUUCGUCAAUUACAUCUACGUGGACUGUUUUGUCGAUACGGUUAUGUCCUGGCGCCUGAUCUCCGAGAGAAACUCGGAGAAUCUGGCAGAGUUGAUAAAACUGCUCCUGACCAGUACCAAUCAUCCGCAACUGGAGUCUGACGCCAAUUGUAAGCAUUCUCGCGAAAAAUUGGCAAUUGUCGGUGAAAUAUUGACGGCUCAUUUGACCCACAUUAUGGACAUGUUCUCGAAUGGGGAUUUUUAUCUUUUUUCAACAGACGAGAUUGUUCAGUGGAUCGUGAUGCUUUUCGCAGACACUGGCUUGAGGAGAGAGUGCAUUGACGAAAUAAGAACAAUUCGAGAGGAAAGGAGCGGUUGA